UAAAUUCUUAACUUGAAAGUAAUAUUUAUUAUUUAUAUUUACAGUUAUGAUUGAAAUUGUAUAAACAAUGUCUGAUGUUAACAGUUUAUUUGAUUGUUUUGACGAGUCAGCUCAAAAUGAAACUCCUACGCCGUUCCCAAGCAUUCAAAACAGCAAAGAUAUAUCUGCCAUAUCUCAAGAUUCUUCAUCAUCAACGAACAAACGGCCACAUGAGGAGGUAGAGUAUGCAGAUACAUCAGAAGCAAAAAAAACAAAACCUGAUGAGGAUCCUUCAGAAUUAAUCAGUGACAUUAACUUAGAACUACUCAAUUCCCGAAUUGUUAUACACACUUUAGAGACACAUGAAGGCUGUACACAUGAGGUGGCAAUACCACCAAACCAUGAAUAUGCACCACUAAUACCCCUCACAUCCGAACCGGCCAAGCAAUACAGUUUCAUAUUGGAUCCCUUUCAAAAAGAAGCCAUAUCAUGCAUAGACAAUGUGCAAUCUGUACUAGUUUCAGCUCACACAUCUGCUGGUAAAACAGUUGUCGCCGAAUAUGCCAUUGCUCUUUCACUAAAGAACAAACAAAGAGUCAUAUACACAACCCCAAUAAAAGCACUUUCCAACCAGAAGUACAGAGAGUUCUCAGAAGAGUUUCAUGAUGUUGGUCUUAUUACAGGAGAUGUCACUAUUAAUCCCUCAGCUUCUUGUCUCAUUAUGACCACUGAGAUUCUAAGGAACAUGUUGUAUAGAGGCUCGGAGAUUAUGCGUGAAGUCGGAUGGGUUAUAUUUGACGAGAUCCACUAUAUGAGAGAUAAGGAGAGAGGUGUUGUUUGGGAAGAAACAUUAAUCCUGCUGCCAGACAAUGUACAUUAUGUGUUCCUGUCUGCUACAAUACCCAACGCAAGGCAAUUCGCCGAGUGGGUGUGUCGGCUACACUCGCAGCCUUGCCACGUGGUUUAUACAGAGUACCGACCAACACCACUCCAGCACUAUAUCUUUCCAGCCGGCGGUGAUGGUAUCCAUCUUGUUGUUGAUGAAAAGGGACAAUUUAAAGAAGACAACUUUAACACAGCGAUGGCGGUGCUCAGUAAUGCCGGUGAUGCGGGUAAAGGUGAUCAGCGUGGCCGACGUGGUGGUUCUCGAGGGGGCAACCAGACUAAUAUCUUCAACAUAGUCAAGAUGAUCAUGGAGCGGAAUUUUGCCCCCGUAAUUAUAUUCAGUUUUAGCAAGAAAGACUGUGAGGCGUAUGCCAUGCAGAUGGCCAAAUUGGACUUUAACACAAUUGAAGAGAAGAAGCUGGUUGACGAGGUGUUUAAUAACGCCAUGGAUGUACUGUCCGAGGAAGAUCGCAAGCUGCCGCAAGUUGAGAACGUAAUACCACUGCUGCGACGUGGCAUUGGCAUCCAUCAUGGUGGAUUGCUGCCCAUUCUUAAAGAGACCAUCGAGAUAUUAUUUGGGUUGGGACUAAUAAAGGCUCUGUUUGCUACAGAGACAUUUGCGAUGGGAUUAAAUAUGCCAGCCAGGACUGUAGUUUUCACAUCUUGCCAGAAAUUUGAUGGAAAAGACUUCAGAUUUAUAUCAUCUGGCGAGUACAUCCAGAUGUCAGGUCGCGCGGGUCGGCGAGGUCUUGACGACAAGGGUAUAGUGAUACUGAUGAUUGAUCAGAAGAUGACGCCUACAAUCGUUAAGGACAUGGUUCAAGGCAAAGCGGACCCCAUCAAUUCUGCUUUCCAUCUCACAUAUAACAUGGUUCUAAAUCUGUUACGAGUGGAAGAGAUCAACCCUGAGUACAUGUUGGAAAGAAGUUUCUUCCAGUUUCAAAAUCAGGCUUCGAUUCCGGAUCUAAUAGACAAGGCGAAGGAUAAACAAAAGGAGUACAACGCACUAACAAUCGACGAAGAGCACUCAAUAGCAGCAUACUGCACCAUCAGGUCGCAGCUGGAUCUGUUGGGUUCGCAGUUCCGAUCGUUCAUCACUCGCCCUGAAUAUCUGAAGCCUUUCUUGCAGCCAGGCAGAUUAGUUAAGGUUAAAACAGAAAAAUAUGAAUAUGACUGGGGUAUCAUAGUGAACUUCAGGCAUCGCACGCAGAAAGGCAAGAAGGGACAGGAAGAAAACCCGUUAACAUCGGAAGCUACCAUCGUUGUCGACAUACUGCUGCACGUGAAGAAAUCUGUCGAUGACGAUCCGGAGAGCAACGUGCCCUGCCCGCCAGGAGAGACUGGUGACAUAGAAGUGGUGCCCGUUCUUCAUACCCUGAUCUAUCAGAUCAGCUCCCUGAGGGUAUACUAUCCUAAGGACUUACGACCCUCGGACAGUCGGAAAUCUGUUCUGAAGACCAUCGGGGAGGUCAAAAAGCGCUUCCCCGAGGGACCACCACUUUUGAACCCCAUAAAAGAAAUGAAGAUUACUGACAAAGUAUUCAUAGACUGCGUUGAUCAGAUUAAAAAAUUGGAAGAAAGAUUAUAUGCACAUCCUCUACACAAUGACAAGAAUCGCGGCGCUCUCACCGCCGCGUAUAACAGCAAACAAGAACUGUAUGAAGAACUGACGCAAGCGAAGGAGGAUUUGAAGAAAGCAAAGAGUAUACUACAUAUGGACGAGUUGAAGAAGCGGAAACGUGUAUUGCGGCGGCUCGGGUACUGUACGGCUGCGGAUGUCAUUGAGAUGAAGGGUCGCAUCGCCUGUGAACUGAGCAGCGCGGACGAGUUACUACUGACUGAGUUGAUCUUCAACGGGGUCUUCAAUUCGCUGACGUCGCAGCAGAGCGCGGCGCUGGUGAGCUGCUUCGUAUGCGACGAGAACUCCUCGCAGCCCUCCGCCGGCGGACAGGACCUCAGGGGCGUGCUGCGUCAGCUGCAGGAAUACGCGCGUCGUAUCGCGAAAGUGUCAAUUGAUGCUAAAAUGGACAUCGACGAGGACGAAUACGUGAGCAAGUUCAAAUGCACCCUGAUGGACGUGGUGCUCGCGUGGGCGAAGGGCGCCACCUUCUUACAGAUCUGCAAGAUGACUGAUGUGUUUGAAGGUUCCAUCAUACGAUGUAUGCGACGUCUAGAAGAAGUUCUAAGACAGCUGUGCCAAGCGGCCAAGAAUAUCGGCAACACAGAUCUCGAGAAUAAGUUUAGUGAAGCGAUCAAACUACUCAAGCGCGACAUUGUCUUUGCCGCCAGUCUUUACAUGUAAAAUAG
Achroia grisella is the source of this 3171-nucleotide messenger RNA. It is a transcript of the gene Mtr4, whose product is annotated as exosome RNA helicase MTR4. The coding region runs from base 68 to 3166 and encodes 1032 amino acids. The record is from RefSeq and is a predicted model, not a curated record. Lineage: Eukaryota; Metazoa; Arthropoda; Insecta; Lepidoptera; Pyralidae. The transcript has 18 exons. Gene Ontology annotation, biological process: maturation of 5.8S rRNA; RNA catabolic process. Gene Ontology annotation, molecular function: RNA helicase activity; ATP binding; RNA binding. Gene Ontology annotation, cellular component: nucleus.